AUGGGUAUCACAUCCGAGUUAGAGGCUAAUAGAGUCCAAGAAUUAGACGAACUUCUUACUAUUUUGAAACCUCGAUUAUUAGAAUAUAUCUCGAAAUCCGAUCCCAACUCAUCUAAUUAUCAACUGGAUUCAUUAGGGAAUUAUCAAGAACCCCAAUUUUUAAAAACUCAGUUUUUUAAAUAUACUGAAGAUGAAUUGACCAAACCGGUGGCUAAUACCGAUGAAUUGUUUGCUGUUAUUGAUAAAGUAUUGCAAUAUUCCGUUAAUACUUGGAAUCCGGGGUUUAUGGAUAAAUUAUAUGCGUCAAAUAAUCCUAUUGGGGUGAUAUCUGAUAUUUUAUUAUCAGUUCUUAAUACUAAUAGUCAUGUUUAUACUGUAUCACCUGUUUUAUCAGUGAUUGAGAAUUAUAUCGGUAGAAAAUAUGCAUCUUUAUUUUUCACUAAUAAUAAAACUACAUGUGGUGGAUUAACCUUUUCAGGAGGUUCAUGGUCAAAUAUUACUUCAUUACAAAUGGCUAGAAGUUUGAAAUUCCCUGAUACUAAAUUAAAAGGAAAUGGUAAUUAUAAAUUCGCCAUUUAUACUUCUAAGCAUUGCCAUUAUUCAGUAGAAAAGGCUGCAAUCUUGUUAGGAAUUGGAGCUAAUUCCGUAUUUAAAGUUGAUAUUUCAGAUGAUGGAUCAAUGAAUAUUGAUUCCUUACAAGAAACCAUCAAUAGAACCAUUAAAGAAGGGUAUACUCCGCUUUAUAUCAAUGCUACUGCUGGUACAACUGUUUUUGGAUCAUAUGAUCCAUUUGAAGCCAUUUCCAAGAUUGCUCACAAACAUAAUAUUUAUUUCCAUAUUGAUGGAUCAUGGGGUGGAAAUGUGAUAUUCUCUGACGAACAUAAAUAUAAAUUAAAAGGAUGUGAACAUGCUGAUUCUAUAACCGUUAAUCCUCAUAAGAUGUUAGGUAUACCCAAUACCUGUUCAUUUUUAUUGAUUCCUCAUGUGGGUAAUUUCCAAACUGCUAUGAGUUUACAAGCUCCAUAUUUAUUCCAUGGACGUGAAGAUGAUGACGAUGAGAAUUAUGAUUUAGCAGAUGGAACCAUGGGAUGUGGACGUCGUGCUGAUUCAUUCAAGUUUUAUAUGGCUUGGUUAUAUUAUGGAUAUGAAGGAUUUCAAAAAAGAAUCAAUCAUGCUUUUAAGAUUGUAGAAUAUUUCGUUACUCAAAUUAAACAAGAUUCAAGAUUUAAAUUGAUUAUUGAUGAUCCUCAAUGUUUCCAAGUUUGUUUCUAUUAUAAACCUAAAUCAUAUAAAAGUCAUGAUAAUACUGAUAUUACUAGAUUUAUAUCGAGAGAAUUACAUAAAUUAGGAAAAUAUUUAGUUGAUUUUUCACCAAAUCCAACUGCUAAGCCUAAAGAAAAUGAAGAAAGAGGUGAAUUUUUCCGAGUUGUGUUUAAUUCCCCAAUUUUAACCGAUAAAAUCAUUGAUGAUUUAAUUUCAAGUAUUAUUAAAGUCGGUAAACAAUUCGAAUUUGAAAAUUAA
Molecule: messenger RNA, 1521 nt
Organism: Scheffersomyces coipomensis
Lineage: Eukaryota; Fungi; Ascomycota; Pichiomycetes; Serinales; Debaryomycetaceae
Exons: 1
Coding region: 1-1521 (506 amino acids)
Biological process (GO): carboxylic acid metabolic process
Cellular component (GO): cytoplasm
Molecular function (GO): carboxy-lyase activity; pyridoxal phosphate binding
Source: RefSeq, a predicted model, not a curated record